AAAAUGAUAAACACCUAAAAAGAAUUUAAUCAAAAAAAAAACCAGAAAACCAAAGUUCUCGGUUACAAGUUAUGUAAAUUUGACGACGACGAAAUCUUUAUUUUUGGUUUUCAGCAAAAAUCAUCUGAUUUAUUUGUUUUUUGUUGUGAUUUGUUUUGCAUCAAUCAAUUUAUCAACCGAAAAUGAAUUUGAAGUUUUUGUUUGUUUGAAAAAUCCUAACAUUAUUUUUUGCCCAUCAAAUUGUUGUUGAUUGAUAUUUGGUUUUCUUAAUCUUCGAUAACUUUGAUAUUAUUAUUGUUAUUUCAUGUGAAUUUUUUGACAAAAGAAAACCAAAACAAAGUAAAAAAAUGAGUAGCUUAGCAAAUAAUAAAAAUAAACUUGGCCUAACAUUACCAUCGACAAUUGGUCAAACGGCCAAUUCAUCAUCAUUAUCGACAAAAAAUCCUACAAAUAUAUCGACGACGGCAACGAAAUUAAAUGAUUCAAUUCAAUCAAAAAAUCAUUCAUCAUCAUCUGCCAUCCAUAAUAAUAUCAUUAAUGAUGAUAUUGAUGGUGGCCACGGUGGUGGUUAUUUUCAACCACCAUCAUCAUCAUCAUCAAUUCCAUUAGAAUCGCAACAACAACAACAAUCAUCAGGCCAUCGACAACAACAACAAUCAACGAAUCAAAAUCAUGUACAAAAAAAUAUUAAAAACAAUGAAUCAAAUGAUCAUUGUAAUCAUCCUCCACAUCAACAACAACAACAAAAAUCAACGAAAAAAUUGUCCGAAAAUAAUCAGAAUAAUAACAAUAAUGUUAGUGUUGAUCAACCAGAUGCAAAUCUAAAUGAAUUAUUACGAUCAUUAGAAGGAUUGGAAUUAGAUGAUCAACAACGUAUACGAUUAGAAACAUUUAUAUUAUCCAAACGUAAAGUUGGUGAUCUAGUUAGUGCCGAUGAUUUUAUUGAAAUGCAUGCAUUAGGUUCGGGUAAUGGUGGUGUUGUUAGUAAAGUAUUACAUCGUCCAACACAAACAAUAAUGGCAAGAAAAAUGAUUCGUUUAGAAGUUAAACCUGUGAUACGUAAUCAAAUAUUAAGAGAAUUAAAAAUAUUACAUGAUUGUAAUUCACCACAUAUUGUUGGUUUUUAUGGUGCCUUUUAUUCGGAUGGUGAAAUUAAUAUCUGUAUGGAAUAUAUGGAUGGUGGAUCAUUUGAUCUGGUAUUGAAAAAUGCUGGCCGUAUUGAUGAACAUAUAUUGGGUAAAGUUGCAACAGCCGUUAUAAAAGGAUUAAAUUAUCUUCGUGAAAAACAUCAAAUUAUUCAUCGAGAUGUAAAACCAUCGAAUAUAUUGGUAAAUUCACGUGGUGAGAUAAAAAUUUGUGAUUUUGGUGUUAGCCGACAAUUAACCGAUUCGAUGGCCAAUUCAUUUGUCGGUACACGUUCUUAUAUGUCGCCCGAACGUUUACAAGGAAUGGAUUAUUCAGUACAAUCAGAUAUAUGGAGUUUUGGUUUAUCAGUAGUCGAAAUGGCAUUAGGACGUUAUCCAAUACCACCACCAAAUGAAAAAGUAUUGCGUAUGAUAUUUGGUGAUGUUUAUGAUCCAAAAUUAGAUCAUCCAUCAUCAACAACAUCGUCGGCAAGACAACAACAAGCAUCAUCUUCGACAUCAUCAACAACAUCAUCACCUUCAAUCAUUCCAGAAUCAUCAUCAUCAUCACAACAACAGAAUUUUGGCUCAAAUCAUAGUAAUAGUAGUGGAAGCGGUGGUGGUGGUAGUGAUUAUUUAGCCGUACAACCAUUAUCAAUAUUUGCUCAAUUGGAUUAUAUUGUUUUGGAUCCACCACCAACAUUACCAUUGAGCGUAUUUAGUCGUGAAUUUAAAGAUUUUGUUGAUUCUUGUUUGAAAAAGAAUCCAAGUGAACGACCGGAUCUUAAUGGUUUAAUGAAUCAUCCAUAUAUAAAACGUUCGGAACAGGAAAAAUUAGAUAUUGCACCUUGGAUAUGUAAAGUGAUGAAUUUAAAACCACCACCACAAGAUACGGUUACAACAUCAACGUUUCAUAUAUCAAAAGAUUCAUCGAUGAUGACGACGACGAAUAAUUUAUGCAGCUCUGUUAAUAAUAAUGAUAUUAAUGAUGAUGAUGAAAGCAAUAGUCGUCAAAUUAGACGACAACAACAACAACAAUCAAAUACAAAUAUAAGCAGCUGAUUGAUUGAUUGAUUGAUCGAUCGAAUCGAAAACAUAAUUGCACAUUGUCGCCUACCACCUUUGAACCUUGAAUCCGAAUAAUCAUCAUCUUUUGAAUUGAAAAAAAAACAAUAAUGUGAUUCUUUCAUCCCCCCUAUAUUUCUUUUUUCUUCUUCACAUCAUACACACACAUAGACAGACAUUCACAAUUAAUUUUAAUUCCGAUUCCAAAUCGAAAUCACAUUACAGAAAACAGUGAAAACUUGAAAAAAAAAUCAAUCAAUUUAGAUCAUCAUCAUAUAAAUUAUUUUCUU
This is a messenger RNA of Dermatophagoides pteronyssinus (European house dust mite), 2479 nucleotides long. RefSeq names its product dual specificity mitogen-activated protein kinase kinase 1-like. Gene Ontology annotation, molecular function: ATP binding; protein kinase activity. The record is from RefSeq and is a predicted model, not a curated record. Gene Ontology annotation, biological process: protein phosphorylation. Lineage: Eukaryota; Metazoa; Arthropoda; Arachnida; Sarcoptiformes; Pyroglyphidae.